AUGUCUUCUCAAUUAUCCAGUUUCCACAAAGUUUUAAAUUCUGCUAAACAUAUAAUCGCGCUAUGUGGUGCAGGUUUGAGUGCCGAAUCUGGGAUACCGGUACAGUCAGACCCUUCUUUAGUGAUGACGUUUAGAGGAGAAGGAGGCUAUUGGAGACAAUUUGCUGCAACUGAGCUUGCUGAUCCAAAAGCUUUCUUGAGAAAUCCGUCUCGAGUAUGGCAGUUUUAUCAUUAUAGACGAGAAUUAGUCAUGACAAAAAGUCAAAAUCGAGCACACAAAGCACUCAUCGAAUUCUCAAAAAAGGUAAAUUCUGCCAAUCCACAAACUCAAACUUUUUCAGUAAUCACACAAAAUGUCGAUGGGCUUUUAACUAGCGGUGGUAAUGAUAAUGUUGAUGGCAUCGAUAAUCUGAUUGAGAUGCACGGGACGUUAUUCAAGACACGAUGUACCGUAUGUGGUGAUAUUCGUCCAAAUCGUGAUUCACCAAUUGCACCAGCAUUGAAAGGAAACGAGAGUUUGAGUUUCGAUGCUGAUAUUCCGCAAGAUCAGUUACCGCGGUGUAAUUUGUGUACCGGGUUAUUGAGACCGCAUGUUGUGUGGUUUCAUGAGUCUUUGGACGAAAAGGUGUACGAGAAGAUUCAAGCAGAAUUGGAUAGGUGUGAUUUGAUAUUGGUUAUUGGGACUUCCGGAAUGGUCUACCCAGCGGCUGCUUUUGCAUCAGCCGUUCACAGGAAAGGCGGAAUAGUCGUAAAUUUUAACAUUGAGAAGAUAGGCGAGGAUGUUGCUUUUGAAUUUAUCGGUCCCUGUGGAGAAACAUUGCCCGAAGGUUGGUUAGCCUUUUAUUAA
This is a messenger RNA of Ambispora gerdemannii, 846 nucleotides long. The record is from the annotation of a GenBank genome assembly. Lineage: Eukaryota; Fungi; Glomeromycota; Glomeromycetes; Archaeosporales; Ambisporaceae.